AAAAAAAAAAAAAAAAUUGGAUCAAAAAAUAAAACUUCUAUAGAGAGGUGAGAGAGUCUUUUCUCUCUAGCUUUUCUCCCCACCGCCAACCCAGCCUCGACAAAGCCUCACUGUCUUCCGUUACAGUAGCCGAUAGAGGGUCUCUACCCGUUGGUCGUCACCCCGUUUCGUCACCGUCCUAGCCUAUACCCUUUCAAGCUUUGUCUUCUCCACUUCCUCCUUGCUUCAUCUCCUCUGUUUAUCGUCGGGUUGCGGCCGGACCAAGCGAUUCAAACCGGCGGUGGUGGGAGUCCUCAGCCUCCUUGGAGAGAUGGCGAGGUCGUGGUGAGCCGGAUCUGAGCUGGAGGCGUCGUAUAGCGGGUAGAUCUAGGGUUUGACUUUAAGUAGAUCUGGGUCAGAUCUCUCUAGGAGGGUUCGCCGGAGUGGCUUUGCAUCGCUGCCUUCGCCGUUCUGGUCAGUUGCUGCCUCCACCGUCUUCCCUUGUCUCCUCUUGCGACCGCUUUGGUAAGAACUUCCCCCUCUUGUUCCAAGUUGAAAAGGCGAUAUCGAGGCUUAUCGUCGGGGACUUCUUCUCGGAAAUGGUUUCUCGACAACCACCUGGUGUUUUGUUGAGUUUAUUCUCUCUGUUCGCCUGCUAUUAGGAGCUCUUGCUCCUCUGUUCCUCAAGCUUCAGAAGAAAGUUGGCCGCUGUCCUCUGCCUCUCUUGGUGUUCUGAUGCCGGAAUCCUUUGUGCUCUGCUCGUGUGGUGGGACCAGAGUCCAGCCGAUUAAACCUCUGCUUCCGCCUGCAAGUAUCCCACCUGUACUUCAUCUACUGGUUUCUUUACACCAGCUAGGAUUCUCAGAGCAAGGCGUGGCAGCUUCUUGAGAUAGCAAUGUCUGGAUUGGACUUCACUGCUUGCGAUGGACGGACCAGGACUUGCCGACCCUGCUUCGCCUAUCCUUCUGUUGAAGCUCCUUCGAGACGGUUUCGGCUUCAAGAUCUUCACUUUGGUCUACUGUUAGCUAAAAGUUCCUCGUUCAAGGAGCAAAGUCUUCAUGUUGCUUCUGUCAAGAGCAUACUUGAAAGUCAUGCCAGUUAUUUGAUGUCGGGUAAAGAACUUUCGAGCUGUGCUCAGCUGGAGAAUUUCGCAGCAGGACUUGAACUGAUUGGUCAAAAGCUGCAAAUAAGUGAGCUACAGAACCGGUUAGAUGCAGAGUUUCUACCGGCUCAGAUGUGUUCAGUGAAGUUCAAAGAAUGGAUAGUUGUUCUUGCCACUCUCUUACAACGGUCCGAGAGGUACUUUAUGAUAUAUUCCGGUCUGAUCUACGGUUGUGGAAAGCAUAUAGCAUGACAUUACAGUCUCACUUGGGUUUAGCUCUGUACCAAUGACUUACUCCAGAUCUUAGAGGAGAAACUCUCAGCCACCCCACGAGAAGGAAGCAGUAGAGAUAUAAACAUGAUUCCAAAAGAAAUAAGAAAUACAUGUUUGAGAGCGUAGGUAUAAAAUUGCAGUUCUUGUCUUCGAGCACAAUGUCAGUUUGGAGUCUGUCCAGAUUAGCAAAGCAGACUCGGAACCAACCUGGCUCAUAGCAGUGAAAGGACGAGCCAGGAGAGACAUUGGUCUUGACCUUAUUAACGGUCUUAUUCUUUAAGCAUCUGACUCAAACCCAAGCAAGAAACCCCAUCUCGUAAAGAUUCGGUGUCUCUUUGCUUCUUCUCUCUUUAAGACCUCUGUAAGGAAGUUACAGACACAUCUAUUUGCAAAAUUUACAAAACAGAACACUGGAAUUUUUUCAA
Molecule: messenger RNA, 1779 nt
Organism: Brassica oleracea var. oleracea
Lineage: Eukaryota; Viridiplantae; Streptophyta; Magnoliopsida; Brassicales; Brassicaceae
Exons: 8
Coding region: 875-1333 (152 amino acids)
Biological process (GO): intracellular protein transport; retrograde transport, endosome to Golgi
Cellular component (GO): cytosol; Ric1-Rgp1 guanyl-nucleotide exchange factor complex; Golgi membrane
Source: RefSeq, a predicted model, not a curated record